This is a messenger RNA of Zophobas morio, 1632 nucleotides long. RefSeq lists its product as uncharacterized. The coding region runs from base 65 to 1582 and encodes 505 amino acids. The transcript is spliced from 7 exons. The record is from RefSeq and is a predicted model, not a curated record. Lineage: Eukaryota; Metazoa; Arthropoda; Insecta; Coleoptera; Tenebrionidae.
GAACUCUGUAGUUCAUUAAAAUAAAAUCUAGUGACUUUUCACCCGUUUUUUAUUUGUCAUUUACAUGCCAUUUAUGAUCUUCUUCCUCCUUGUAACAGUCUCAUGUACGAAUGAGGCGGCAGAUUUGAACGUAGGUACCACACUUUUCACUAAAGCCGACAAUUGCAAGGAAUGCUGGUCUUCGGAAAGUCUCGCCCUGUUAACUUCUCGUAUGAUUCUGGAGGACUUGCUCCCAAGCACGUCCAUUUUGGUGAUCGAUUCGAACGAAUUCGUGAGCGAUUUGGUGGAGUACUUUCGAAUGAUUCUUGAAACGGUACGACAAGAAACUCAUGGUAAAACUAAACACAUAACGUUGCUAGCUUUAACAGAUCUACUAGGGGGUUAUUUACAUCACGCGGUUCUCCCUAUAGCCAAAUACGCCUAUUACGCCGGACUGAUCGAUUACGACAGCAUGGCCACGUUAUUGGGGCUUUUCGACGAACUGAAGUGGUUCCUGAGGACGAACGGGCAAGGAUGGGCGAAACCUCUACCUCAAAAUAUGGAGAAUUUCGAAAUCCAACGAAUCCCUCUGCAACCCAUUUCCGAUAAGGACCAAUGUGCUAAUUUAAUUUUUGUGGAAGGUAAUGCACCCGACGAAAAAUCUAGUCGUUGUGACGCCACCAUCCCUUUACCCUUUUUCGAUUCCAUUACUCGCCCUAGCGCUAUUGCUCUCCCUACGAAAACUUGCCCUUUGUACAACGUCGAGUCCAACACUUCGAGUUACUUGGUGAUGAAGUUCUUCGUCACGUCUUACAAGUGUCUUCAGUGGAAAAACGUCAAGACUGAAAACAUGGAGAAGUUUCAGAAUGAGUUUUGUCACUGGAUCGAGGAACAGAUUCUUCCGCGUCUGCAGGAUGAGAAGUUCUAUUCGGCGUUUGGGGGUGUGUUAAGGGUGAGGAAUACUUUGAAAAGACUCGGUGUCACUCAAAACAACCUGGAGAAACAACUGGACGAAUUCCGGCACGCCGCAGAUCAAAGUCAAAACGAAAAUCUAGCCCCUACAAAUAGCCAAAUGAGCACAUCCUCCAUGAUUUUGACAGCCGUGUUGAUAACAAUCUUUGUUUGGUUCCUUCUAGGCACACUCUUCAUCUGUUACAAAAUGCGACAAACUAAACAAAAAGGUACUUGUCCUUGUCCCGAAGGAGGUGAUAAAACAACAACCUGUUCGUCUCUAAUCUCCAGUAAAUACUUCUAUCCAGAGAAACCGAAGCUUUGUGUGGAAAAUAAAGGAGGUGUUCGUCGUCAUGAGAUUAUUAUCAAGGCGUGUCGAUGUGACAAUGCCAACGACGAAGAAGAGGGUGACGAGACCACCCUGACGCCUGCCAGUGCGGGCAUGGCAGACUCUUCGCACACUGAUGGUCGUUUGCCGUCCAUCACGGAAAUGUCUGAACAGUCGACCUCGACGCCUAAACGAGCAAGAGGGAAAAGGUCGCCUGGGGGAAGCACGACCGCGGGUACGAAUGAUCCAAAUCGCACUAAGGUGAAGAAGCAGGUGUAUGAUAUGACGGAUUCGGAGAGUGAGGAGUCUACGGAGCCGCCGUGAGUGUGAGAUGUAGUGGGUUUAUAUUGUUUUUAAUAAAGAUGUUUUUACAA